Molecule: messenger RNA, 618 nt
Organism: Lachancea mirantina
Lineage: Eukaryota; Fungi; Ascomycota; Saccharomycetes; Saccharomycetales; Saccharomycetaceae
Source: the annotation of a GenBank genome assembly
AUGUCAUGCCCCGCCAGUUUACCAGAACACGUUUUGAGUCUCUUGAAAACUUCCAAAUAUCUUCAUUUAGCAACCUGUUCAAAGCCAGAAUGUAUUCCAUCCGUCUCCCUGAUGAACUAUACGUAUAUCCCACCUCACAAGGUUUACAACAGUCACGAUGAAACUGCAGAAGAAUAUCAAAAAGAAGAACAUUACAUUAUAUUGGGAACUCAAAAGGAUACGGCUAAAUAUGCCAAUAUUCAACAAAAUCCAGAAGUUUCUGUAUUGAUACAUGAUUGGGUUACUGCCAAGAAACUAUCAUUACGGAAAAAUAGUCAAUCGAAUACUCCGACUCCCGAGCCUACUGGGAUCCAGAAUGCCGAUCAUCCAAGUAGACUUUUGAACUUAUUACAGGAAUUGAACCAAUCCGAACUAUCUCAAAUGAGUGCCACUUUAAGAGGGUAUGCAGAGUCCAUUGACCCCACAUCCCAAGAAUCUAAAUAUUACGAGGCAGAAUUGUUGAAAACCAAUCCAGACGUUUCUGUUUACAUUGAGGGAAAGAAUUUUGCCCUAGUCAAAGUUAGGUUAGAAAAUGCUAAAGUUUCCGAUAGUGAAAAUCACACCAGAUUCUAUGGUUAA